AUGUGUGAUGUUUGUUCCGAGUUUUCACAUCUUUUAGUGAAUUGUGAAACGAGAUUAACCGAUGAUGUGUCCCAAUACCCAAGUAUAAGUCAGUCUGAACUGGAAGUAGUCCUUAAUUACAUACUUUCUUGGCCACAAAGGCAAUGUAUGUGCUGUUAUCGAGAUGUUAAAAAUUUUGAAAGAUUUUAUUUGGUGGUUCAAAGUGUGUUGUGCUUAUCUGUGUGUCAACUCAAGCUAUUAAAAGAUGAUUUAAUCGAAGCAGCUAAGUCUUCUCCACCUGAUGACACACAUGAGCAAGAAAGGCAGCUUGAAACUACUACUACUUCUGAAAGUGAAAAUAACCAUCAAUCAAAAGAUGAUGAACCUGAUGAUGAUGGUAAUAAAUCAGAAGAUAAGCAAGAGCAAUCAACUGAGGACAAUUCCCAUAUUGAGAACUCCCCCUCAAGUGAUACAGAAAUAUGGCCAAUGCAGCAGAAAGAAAAGCUUAUGCAUAUUGUUUCUAAAAUUUUCUUACUCAAUUUUCCCUUAUACUUAGCGUGUAAGCAUUCAGCAUUGAGCCGUUUAGAUGACCUAUCAGCACAAGAAAUAUCCAACUUAAGUUCAUACUGUGAUCUUCAUGAUACGGAAAUACCUGCUUAUCUAUUGCGCAAUGUAAGCCUGUUUUGUAAACUUGGCGGUGUGUGUGCAAUGACAUCAGUCUUUGAACAUGCAACUCCAAGCACUCUCCCACUAUCAAUGGCCCAUGCGAUAGUGGCUGCUGUUGGAAAUUUGAAGCUGUGGCUAAAUUUUAGAGCAGUAGCGCAGCUGUUUAUGCCACUGAGAACUAAAAUAUUAAAAUAUAUGUGUAAUUUAGAGGACAAAGAUUUAAGGGUACCAGCUGUGAAGUCUAUGGCAGAUUUUAUGUGGGGUGCAGCUAAGGAACCUCUAGAUGCUCCUCUAGCCUUUGAUGGUGAUGGACUCGCAUUGGCUUUCAAAUAUUUUAAUAGCAGUACACUUACAAUGCGACUAGCUGGUGUUGCCCAGAUUAAUGCACAUAUUGCUGCCCAUAAUGAAUUAUGUGCAGGAGAACCAGCUGCUGAUGCUGAAUUGGCUGGUCAGCAACUUGCAUCAUGGUUAACAAAUAAUAAUAUCAUCGAACAUCUCUUUGGACCUAAUUUACAUGUUGAGGUGAUAAAACAAUCACACAUGAUACUGAAGUUUCUCGCUGUGGAGGGUCGUGUUACACCUGAACAUAUAGAAUUAGUGUGGGCAGCAGCUCAGCUUAAACAUUGUGGCCGGCAGGUGUAUGAUUUGUUACCUGGUUUUAUAAGAGCAUUAGCACCAAAACCAUGCACACAUCUAUACAGUCUGCUGUGUGCUUUACCUCCAAAGGAUCAUACUGAGCAGAGUCUGUAUUUGGCGUCGGCACUGAUGCGUGCGAUGUGGGCGCGUGGUGGCGGUGGUUCCCUGGGUUCCCCUCCUCCUCCCGAUGAGCCGCGCCAACCGCCCCCUGCUUGCAAGCCUCAUCACAACUCUUCCUCUGAGGCUAGCGUCAGCAUGGAUCAAACUAACUCUGACGAUGACCCGUGUGAAGAAUUAAGCACGUCUGGCGAAGAAGCCGGUCCGACACCGCGGAAACAAAGCAAGCAUCAACGUGAAUUGACUGCUGAACAAGAUUGGCUCCGUGAAGGAGAAGAGCUCACUAAAAAAGAAUGUCCUACUCUUAAGUCAUGUCAUAAGCGUAGUAAACGUGCGGGCAGCAGUGGUAGUGCUAGCAGCGGGGCAGAGGAAAUGUUGCGUCCUCGCAAGAAGAAACUGUAUAAGAAGCGCCACAAGCCCGGCAAAGCGAGGCAUUUCCUAGCAACCCAACUAAAAACGGCUGACCUUGCCGAGUCCGUCUCUGAAGUUGAAGAAGAGUCAUCGGGUAGCGACACAGCGCACUGUCAGCUUUUGUGUGAUAAUGUCGACGCAAGAAGACUAAUGGAGCUACGGUUAAUGGAGAGCUAUAAGCGACGUGGUGAGGAGGAAGAGGGCAGUGCGUCUUCUGUGAUCUCGCCUCACUCACAUCGUCAUCUGCCGGAUUUAGACGAAGACGACUCAGCGUGUGAGGAGGAACUGGCUAGACUGGCAGCACAAGCGCAAUGUCUGACUGAGUAUCGCGGUGCAAGGCCGCCAUCGCCAGCGGCGCCGUUGCCGUUCAGCGUGGACGAUGUGUGUCGACCUGGCAACACGCUGCUUUGGGACUUGCUGCAGGACGGCGCCAUUGAACAACUUGGCGAGGGACUUGCGCUAGAAGCAGAAAAGGCGCUUUGCGCGUUAUUGUGUUUUAGCACAGACAAGUUUAUUCGUAUCAAAUUUAUUGAGGGCUGUCUUGACAAUUUAGCUAAUCAUAGAUCUGUUGCUGUUUCCUUACGUUUGUUACCGAAGUUGUUUUCAUCAUUUCAACAGUUACGAGGAAUGGAUAUGCAUCAGGUGGUGAUGUGGGCGGAGCGCGAGCGCGGCAUGAUGCGGCUGUUCCUGGAGGACCUGCGCCACUACAGCUGCGCGCCGCGCGCGCCCGGCGACGCACAGCACUACGCGCACAUCACCGAGCUCACCGUGCGCCUGCACUUCCUCACCGCCAUCUUCUCGCCCGUCGGCUCGCCGCACCACUUCCGGUUGACCGUGGAACAAGUUGAGGAGUUAUGGCAAUGCCUUGUGGUGCGUGGCAGCAGCGAAUGCGCAGACUGCUUGUACUCGUGGCUGCUGUCACACACCAAGUCACCCGAGCAGCACGCGCUAGGCCUUGACGCGCUGCGAUUCUUGUACGUCGAGAAAAUGCCCACAUUGGAUCCUGAAACAAUAAGUAUCAUGGGGCUGAGCCUGUACCAGCAGCUGUGCAACCUGGCUCGUAUGGCGUUGGGCUCUGGCGACUCCCGGGAUGCAGCACAUCCACACACGCUUGCAAUGGACCACCUGUGGAAGAUCGCACUAAGGGCAAAUAGCACAGAUGUUUCAAUGGGUGCAAUACAAUAUUUAAACAGCUACUACAUGGGUCAACAAUUACAACAAGAGGACGACUUUGUCUCCAAAUGCAUGUUCCAUCUCUCAUCGGCCGCAGAAAGAUUAAUAUCUAACAGCCAGAACAAUGAGGAAGCUGCCUUGACAAAAACUGUGGAAAAUGAAGAGAAGAAGAAUCCAGAGAACAUAACUGACAAACAGAACAUCUAUGAGCAUAUGACAGAAGAAGCAGCAUUGCAAUGUAUACAGAGGGCACUGCUGUUACUGAAAACACAUUUAGACACUUUCAAAAGAAGGUACGCGUACCACCUGCGACGCUGGGCGCUGGCGGAGUCGGGAGCGUGGGAGGGCGCGGGCGGCGCGGGCACCGUGCGCCUCACGCUGCAGCCGGCCGGCGCCGGCCCGCGCGCCUCCAUAGCGCUGCACCACGCCGACCUGGUGGCGCACCUGCGCGCGCACGUGCACGUCUGGUGGGAGAAGCAGAUUCAAGGUGAAGAGGGAGUUACUGCGCUAUCGACAGACGGUCCUCUGCGAAUGAUCACUCAAGGCCAAGAGUUGACAAUAGACUAUGAUGAGAGAACGUUAUAUGAUAUGGGGUUUAAGGACAACCAGCUGGUGUUCGUGUCGGUGGGCGUGGGCGGGCGCGGCGCGUGGGGCGAGUGGCCGAGCGCGCAGCCGGCGCCGGCGCGCGCGCGCCUGCCCACGCUGCUGCUGCUCGACCCCGUCUACUUCCACCAGCUCUUCACGCUCAUGCAGGCGCUCGGCCAGAUGAACGAGCCCGCCACCAAUGCCGAACUCGUAGCCCAUACUAAAGCGCAGUUGUUGUCAAGACGUGUAUGGGAUAUUCUUCAAGCAGUGCCAUUGAAUCCGACUCUACUAGAAGCCUUCCAAAACCCAAUUGAAAGCAAACUGCCGGAGCUACUCGACCCAACUAGUCCACAGAAACUUAUGUAUUCACUUCACAUAAUAGAUAAAUUAAGCUCCAAUAAUAACGGUUCAAAUGUGAAAGAGUCACCUGGAAGCAUAGAAAAAAGCGAAGAAGAGAAGGUAGCUGUAGACAACUGGAAUGAGCUUUUUAUUAAGAAAGGAGGAUUAAGGAUAUUAUAUGACAUCAUGAUGUCAGGGGUGCUUCAACGGAACGACGACAGUGAAUGGAGACAAGAUUGUUUAGCACUGCUGCUACAAUUAUUGUGCCGUAUCGGCACGUUGCCUUCUUCAGAUCCAGCUCAGACUCCUAAACUACAUCCGGCCUUGUUGUCUCUUAUGAAUGUCGAAGAAACGACAGAGAGGUUGAUAUCAAUAUUAUGUGAAGCAGCUGCAGUGAAGGAGCCAACGACAUAUAAGACUGGAUUCUGGGGAAGGGCACAGGUGGUGCAGCACGCGAUGCGGCUGUGCGUGUGGUGGGCGCGCGGCGGCGGCGACGCGGCGGCGCUGGCCUGGUCGCUGCGCCGCGCCGCGCCGCGCCUGCUGCUCGACGACGCCGACCCUGCCGUGCGCCGCGAGGCAGGCAGCGCGCUGUACCGGCUGUGCGCGGGCGGCGAGGUGGCGGUGCUGGCGCCACUGCUGCAGCUGCUGCUGGAGCACCUGCCGCGCGCCGCCGACAUGCGGCCGCACCACGCGCACCCGCACCACCACCACCACGAGGCUGUUCAUCAUCAUGCUGAAGAAGGCAAAGAGCCUUAUGGACCUGCGUGCCGAGAUUACUUUUGGCUUGUUUGUAGGCUCAUAGAUGGUUUGCCGGAAGAUUUUUUCAAAGAUGGCGCUACUUCUGAAGACAGCGGUGCCCCGGAUCUGAAUGAACUUUGUGAACAGAUUCGGUUAUCUCUCGAGAAAAGGGAAAUUAUAGAGAAGCGUUCGGAACCUUGCACGCCUGAUGAUGGAUUAUACGGGCAAUUAAGCUUGAUGACGCAUCUGUUGAAGCAUCCACUAAGGUUUAAGACUUCAGAGCAGGGAACUAGAACGUUAGAAAUGGUCUUUGGAUUUCUCUUUGACGUUCCGAAUCCCGAGCAACGUAACUUACCCAAAUGCAAGUCCCAGAAAUCUCGCGCGGCUGCGUACGACUUGCUCGUUGAACUUGUGCGCGGUGCGCCCGACAAUUACAUGGUGCUGCACAAUAAACUUAUGGAGCACCAUAAACCAGGGCCCCAGUCAGGCUACCCGUGGGACUACUGGCCGGCGGAGGAGUCGCGCUCGGAGUGCGGCUACGUGGGGCUUACGAACCUGGGCGCCACGUGCUACAUGGCGUCGUGCAUGCAGCACCUGUACAUGAUGCCGCAAGCUCGCGCUGCCGUGCUGAGCGCCGACCCGUCGCGCAGCCGCCACGCCACCACGCUGCACGAGAUGCAGCGCAUGUUCGCAUACCUCAUGGAAAGCGAACGGAAGGCUUACAACCCCCGAAGCUUCUGCAAAGUAUAUCAAAUGGACCACCAACCACUGAACACAUGCGAACAGAAGGACAUGGCUGAAUUUUUUAUCGAUCUCGUUUCCAAGCUAGAAGAAAUGACACCCGAGCUUAAGAAGCUAGUCAAGACACUAUUUUGCGGAGUGCUCAGCAACAAUGUUGUUUCUUUGGAUUGUCCGCACGUGUCCCGCACACUAGAGGAGUUCUACACGGUGAGGUGCCAAGUCGCCGACAUGCGCAAUUUGCACCAAAGCCUCGAUGAAGUCACCGUAAAAGAUACCCUGGAGGGCGACAAUUGCUACACCUGCUCGCAGUGUGCGGCAAAAGUACGGGCUGAGAAGAGGGCGUGCUUCAAAAAGCUGCCAAGAAUCCUUUGUUUCAACACAAUGCGAUAUACAUUCAAUAUGCUGACGAUGUUGAAGGAAAAGGUCAACACGCAUUUCUCGUUCCCCAUGCGACUAGAUAUGUCAGGAUAUGUAGAAAAACAUCUGAUGCCUGCCCAAUAUCAAGAAGAGAAAAGAAAGUCGGAAGAACUCAAAAAGGAUUGCGAGGGAAGUCCAAGUGCCGAGAGUGAGGAUAAUUCCGAGUUUGAAGAACACUACGAAUACGAGCUGAUCGGUGUGACGGUACACACGGGCACGGCGGACGGCGGGCACUACUACUCGUUCAUUCGCGAGCGCGAACGUGAGCGCGAGCACGCCGACCGCUGGCUGCUGUUCAACGACGCCGAGGUCAAGCCUUUCGACCCCGCGCACAUUGCAGCAGAGUGCUUCGGGGGCGAAAUGACAAGCAAAACAUACGAUUCAGUGACGGACAAGUUCAUGGACUUCUCGUUCGAGAAGACGAACAGCGCGUACAUGCUAUUCUACGAGCUGAGUCCGCCGCGAGCCCAGCGCGGUUCCGACUGCGGUCAGCAGGACGAGGCACAGUCGUCAACAGCUGAAGAGUCGAGUGCGACUUGUUCGCUGGAGCGGCGGUGCAGCGACAGCGCGCCAGCCGUGGCAUUGCCGCCCGAUUUGCUCAAGUGGAUCUGGGACGAUAACAUGCAGUUCCUUCACGAUAAAAACAUAUUCCAGCACGCGUAUUUCACGUUUAUGGGACAGAUGUGUAGCUCGGUGCCACAGUCGCUACUGACGCUCAGGCCUGAGAUUACCGAGGUCGCGGCGCGGCUUUCAACUUCAUUCUUCAUCGAAACAUUCAUACAUGCUAAAGAAAAGCCGACUAUGGUGUCUUGGGUGGAGCUAGUAACAAAACAGUUCAACGCGUCAGCGGCUGCGUCGGAAUGGUUCCUUGGUCAUAUGGCGGACAACACUUGGUGGCCUAUGCAGGUGUUAAUAAAAUGUCCGAAUCAAAUGGUGCGUCAAAUGUUCCAGAGGCUAUGUAUGCAUGUAAUUCAAAGGCUGAGAUCUAGUCAUUGUGCCUUAUACCUGCAGGGUAUGGAGGAAGGCGAAGAUAAUAGUAAAUUGGGAGAAGCAAGUUGUGUUACUAGGUUUAUAAGAAUGUUAUUAUCGUUGAUGGAAAAUGGUGCGAGGUCACAUCUGCGACACUUGACGGAGUACUUUAGUCUCUUGUAUGAGUUCAGUAAAAUGGGCGAGGAAGAAGGCAAAUUUAUGUUGAGAAUCAAUGCCAUUUCAAGCAUGGUCAGCUUCUAUCUCGGGCAGAAUUCGGCUACGGCGGAGUCACCAUCCGAAGAGGUCGGCGGCAGCGGAGCCAGUGGAGGUGGGGGUACAGAGAGUGGAGACAAGCUGCGGCCCGGCGCGCUCGACAAGAUGGUGGCGCUGGUGGCCGGGCUCGUGGAGCGCUCGCGCGACGCCAGCGGACACCUCGCGCUGCCCGAGCCUGACGCGCGCGCGCUGUUGCACGCCAAGGGGUUUCCAUUUAUAUACCAACAGACUCGAGACUGUUUAAACUUGCAACAGACACGGUCGCUUAUCUUCGCACUUUGCCGGUGGAACGAAGCAUUAGCGCAAAAGAUCGUCAACAUGAUUUUUCAAGCAAUCGCUAAACAUUCUGAGAGCUGCGGCGCGCUGUUCAAGCUGCUGACUCUGUUGGUGGAGGGCAGCGGCGGUGGAGGCGGAGGGGGCGGAGGGGGCGGAGGGGGCGGAGGGGGAGGUGGUGCGGCGUCGAGCGGGCUGCCGUGCUUCACGCAGCUGGUGCUGGCGCGCCUGUGGGACGCCGCCGACGUCUGCCCGCACGCCGCGCUCGAGUGGCUCGCUCUGCAGGUACCGCGCAACAAGGCAGCGCACGCGUGGGCGCUGCGCACGGCCGACCGGUGGGUGGAGGCGCAGCUGCUGGGCGCGGGCGCGGCGCGCGUGCGCGCGGCCGCCGCGCUGCUGCUGGUGGCGCUCGUGCCCUCGCAGCACUUCCGCGCCGGCUAUGCGCGCGCGCGCCCCGCCCCCGCGCCCGCGCCGCCGCACCCGCCCCACCCGCCGCACCCGCACCCCGCCAAGCUGCCCGACACCGCGCACCACGCGCUGCAUCAGGUGUACACGAUGUUACUUGGAAAAUUAAAAGCAGCCAAAAAGUACACGGACAUCGCCGUUCACGGCACGAUGAAGCUAACGGCGUACUUCGGAGUUAUGUCGUACUGCGUCGUCAGCCGAGUGGAAAAGUUAAUGUUCGGGCAGUACUUCAACGACCUGUGGGAUCUGUACCACCCGGCGAUCUCGGAGCCGUCGGUGGCCGUGCACCCCAACAAGCAGGCGCUGCUCACGUUCUGGCACGCUGUGUGCGUCGACUGCCCCGAGAACGUGCAGCUGGCCGUCGCCAACCCGCGCCUCACCAAGCACAUCGCCUUCAACUACAUACUCGCGGACCACGAGGACGGCGAGGUGGUGGCAUACAAUCGCGCGAUGCUGCCGCCGUACUACGCGCUGCUGCGGCUGUGCUGCCGGCGCUCGGGCGCGUUCGCGCGCAGCCUGGCGCAGCACCAGAACAUCCACUGGGCCUUCCGCAACAUCGCGCCGCACGCGCACCUCUACCCGGCCGCCGCCGACGAGCUGCUGAGGCUGGCACGUAUCCUGGCGGCGCGCGGAGGGGGCGGCGGCGGGGGCGGGUCGGGCAGCAGCGGCAGCGGCAGCGACGGCGUCGACAGCAGGGAGGCCGCCGCCUUCAGGCGCAGCACGCUCUCCGCAUACUUACAGGGUUUAAAUGGCAGAACAUGUUGGACGACAUUAAUCUCGGCGUUCUGCACGUUAGUUGAAAACGAGGACGACAGACUGUAUGUAGUUUAUAACGGUGGCUUGCAGAUGACUUUUGAAGCGCUGCACAGUCUGCACGCGGUGUACGUGGAGGGGGGCGGCGGCGUGGCGGGCGCGGGGUCGGUGCGCGCGGAGCUGACGGCGGCGCUGCGCUGGGCGCGCGCGCUGUGCCGCACGCUGCGCACGCGGCGCGACGCCAAGGAGGCGCGCGCGCUGCUGCUGGCCUGCAAGGACUGGCCCGAGUGCGCGCGCCGCCUGCUCACCAUGCUCAACCUGCACCAGCGCCUCACGCACCUGCGCCUGGCGGCCAUAGGCGUGCUGCGCGAGCUGGUGCUGAUCGGGGGCGGCGCGGCGCUGGGCGCGCUGGUGCCGCUGGCGGCGGGCGCGCACGCGGCGGCGCGCUCCGGGCCGCGGCCGCGCCCGCGCACGCCGCACGCCGCGCACUCGCCGCGCCACCACGCGCCCCUCGCGCCGCUCACGCCCCUCGCGCCCCUCGCGCCACUCGCGCCCGUCUACAGGCCCUACCACAAGUUCAUCGACACAUGCUGCCGUGUGGCGAGGAGUCAACGCUGCAUGUCUGAGCAGCUGGUACUACUGUCGGCGCUGUGCGCAUUAGAAGCCGUGCCGCUCAAGUUCAAUUACUUCGCCUCCUUUUGGCGUGACGUUGCCAAUACACCGGCCGAUGCGAAGUUAGAAGAAAUGCUAUUAGAAUGCAGCGUGGUAACGGAAUACGUAGAUGCAGUGCUGCUGGACGAAAGAGACUCGCUGGAGGAUCCAGCGAUAUAUGAAUUCAUGCAGCAUUACUAUCCUAAGCUGUGCGCGCUGGCGAGCUCGUCGGAGGCGUCUGAGUCGCCGUCGGGUAGCGGUGGGGGCGCCACUAGCGGCGCGGGCGCGGCGUGCGCGGCGGAGGCGCUGGCCGAGGAGGUGGCGGCGGCGGCGGCGCGCGCCCCGCUGGCCGCGCUGCUGGCCCGCGUGCGCGCGCUGGCGCUGCUGGCGCCGCACGCGCACCCGCCGCCCAGAGCGCUGCAGCGCGCCACGCAAGCGCUGCAGCAGCGCCUGCUGCGCGCCGCCGACGAAGAGAACUCUGAGCCGGAGGCGGGCGUGGAGGCGGGUGAGCCGGCGCGAUGUCCCUCGCGGGACGGCAGCGACGUGGACGCGGAUGCGGACGCGGACGCGGACGUGGACGGGGACGAGGCGGGGUCCGAGGCGGCGGCGGACGCGGACGAGUCGGGCGAGGAGGAGCCGGCGCCGCGCGGCGGGCUGCUGGCGCGCCUCACGCUGGCCGUGCACGAGCUGGCCGCCGCCAGCGCCGCCAGCGCCGCCGCCGGCCGCCCGGAGCCCGAGCGCUGCGACGCGCAGCCCUAG
Parnassius mnemosyne (clouded apollo) is the source of this 9945-nucleotide messenger RNA. The record is from the annotation of a GenBank genome assembly. Lineage: Eukaryota; Metazoa; Arthropoda; Insecta; Lepidoptera; Papilionidae.